AUGGACAAGUGUACUCUAGAGACCUGUCCCAUAACGGAGAGUAUCUAUCAGUACAAGCCAUCCCUUGCCGGCAAUGCUGCACUCCUCGCCAUCUUCGCCGCCUCCGGCAUCGUCCACUGUCUACAGUAUUUCUUCUUCAGGAACAGCUCUUACUCCAUCCCCAUGAUCUUGGGAUGUCUGACAGAAGUCAUCGGUUACGUCGGCCGUGUUCUCCUCGCCGAUGACCCAUUCAGUCAGAAUGGUUUCCUGAUCCAGAUCUGCUGCCUUACUCUCGCACCCGCUUUCUUCUCGGCUUCGAUUUACUUCUGUCUCGCUGAUAUCGUCCGCCUCUUCGGUGAGGAAGCCUCGUGGAUUAAGCCACAGCAUUAUGCCUGGAUCUUCAUUCCUUGCGAUCUUGUCAGCUUGAUUCUCCAGGGUACCGGUGGUGGUCUGGCCUCAGUUGCCGCCGAUAAAGGCACCGACCAGGCGCCCGGAACAAACACUAUGAUUGCUGGCUUGGCUUUCCAGGUCAUCACCCUCGUUGUCUUCAUCACCCUUACUCUCGGAUUCAUCUUCCGUACCAUGAAGUCCCGAGCUCUUCAAGAAAAGGAAAUGGGUGCCCGACCAAAGCUUCCAAUCAGCCGUGAUAGACUGGUAACUUUCGCCGUUCCAUUUACCGUCGCUAUUGUUACAAUCUUCACUCGAUGCGUCUACCGUGUCGCUGAACUCAGUGAAGGUUGGGAGGGAGACCUAAUUCACGAUGAGGUCACCUUUGUUAUCCUUGAGGGAGUGAUGAUUGCCAUUGCCGUCAUUUGCUUGAACAUCUCCCACCCUAAGCUUCUCAACCGAAAAUAA
Nannizzia gypsea CBS 118893 is the source of this 834-nucleotide messenger RNA. Its product is annotated as sphingoid long-chain base transporter RSB1. NCBI's taxonomy places the organism in Eukaryota, Fungi, Ascomycota, Eurotiomycetes, Onygenales, Arthrodermataceae. The transcript has 2 exons. Bases 1 to 834 code for a protein of 277 amino acids. The record is from RefSeq and is a predicted model, not a curated record. Gene Ontology annotation, cellular component: plasma membrane; fungal-type vacuole.